This is a messenger RNA of Penicillium olsonii, 1371 nucleotides long. The record is from the annotation of a GenBank genome assembly. NCBI's taxonomy places the organism in Eukaryota, Fungi, Ascomycota, Eurotiomycetes, Eurotiales, Aspergillaceae.
AUGCGGUACUCUCUCCAGUCUGGGCUGUUGCUGGCAGCUUCCCUUGCUCCUGUCGAGGCCGAACGGGUGCUCGGUGCUUACAUCUUCGCACGCCAUGGUGAUCGCACACCAAAGGUGUUUGGUAGCACCACUCUGACUGACCUGGGCUAUCGCGAGGUCUUUGAUGCCGGUUCUUUCUACAAUGAUCGGUACAUCUCGGACAAUUCCUCCAAGCAGAUUGAGGGCAUUAGCUCGGAAGUGGUCAAUCCCAAACAGAUCACUGCCUAUGCGCCGGCGGAAAAUGUCUUGCAAAACUCGGCUUUUGGUUUCCUGCAGGGUGUCUACCCUCCCGUGGGUAAGGUCGCUUCCCAAACUUUGGGUAACGGCUCCUCAGUCGAGGCACCAUUGGGUGGCUACCAGCUCGUCUUGUUGAAGGAAUCUACUACCAGCAAAGAUGCCGAAGAUUCGACUUGGUUGCAGGGCUCCAGUGGUUGCCAAAAGGCAACGUCCCUGGAACCCAUGCUCUCUGGAGCCUUCCCCUCCUCCGACAUGACCUUCAAAAAUGCCUACACCAUCUUCGACUACCUGAAUGUGGGCAAGAUUCACAACUCCAGCAGCGAGUUCCCCCACAAGUCGGACUUGACCGAUGAUGUCUACCACCAGCUGAUCUCGCUGGCCGGCAGCCACGAGUAUAACCUGGCUUACAAUGCCUCUGACAAGGCCCGUGCCAUUGACGGCGCUGUCCUGGCCGGUGAGAUCAUGUCUGCGCUUAACGACACCAUUACCAGCAAGGGUAAGUCCAAGCUGAACAUUGGGUUCGGUUCUUACGGCACCAUCUUCUCCCUCUUUGGUCUGUUGCAGAUGCCUGCCGCAUCUGUCAACUUCACCGGCAUUCCCGACUAUGCCUCCUCAAUGGUCUUCGAGCUUGUGACCAACGCAUCGGGUACCGACUUCCCCACCGACAAGUCCGAUCUCAGCGUGCGAUUCAUGUUCCACAACGGCACCAUCACGGGUGGCUCCGAGCCAACCGCGUACCCGAUGUACGGCCAGUCCAGCGAGCUUCUCUCCUGGAAUGACUUCGUCAGCAAGACUACCGACAUCGCCGUUAUCAAUGACGAUGAGUGGUGUGCUGUCUGCGGCAACACCGACGGCAAGUGCGCAAGCUCUGACAGCACCAGCUCGUCUUCCGACUCUGCUAGUGCUUCUAGCACUGGCGGCUCUGGCAUGUCGCGCGCCGUGGCCGGUGUGAUUGGUGCCAUGGUCACAUUGGCUGUCAUUCUCGGUCUCCAGGCUCUGUUCUUCCUUCUUGGCGGAUUCCGCAUUGCGAAGCGUGUGAAGAACACCCCUGAGACGAGCGCCUCUGCUGCUACGGAGGUCGAGAAGAAGGCUUAG